UCAGGUCACCCCGUAUUUCUGAGCUGCUUUGCUCAGCAUGAAAGUGGGAAGUCUCCUAUUUCUUCUUUUUGGAUGGCAAAAAUAGUUGGAGCUACAUACAAUUAUAUCACUUGUUGUGAACUGGCAGUGUGGAAGAAGCUGAAUGAAUGGAACAGUCAGGGCAGAAGGGAAGUUUGCCUUUCAUGCUCCCCGCUGGCCACAGGACACAAACAACACUGUGCCUCUGAAGAGACCUGGCAUUAUCGGAGCUGUGUGUUCUGAGGGACUCUGAGCAUCUCUGAAGCGAGGGCGCCAUGAUGGAUAACCGGUUUGCUACAGCGCUGGUGAUCGCCUGCGUGCUCAGCCUCAUCUCCACCAUCUACAUGGCAGCCUCCAUCGGCACUGACUUCUGGUACGAGUACCACACCCUGUCCCCAGCUGAGAACGUUAGUGAAGCCAGUAGAAUCAUCUGGGAGGAGUUUGUCAGCAAAGAUGCGGAUGAGAAGACGUACACAGAUGCGCUCUUCCGGUGCAACGGCACGGUUGGAUUGUGGCGGAGGUGCAUCACUGUACCCAAAAACUCUCACUGGUACAGCCCACCAGAAACUGAUAUGACUACAAACUGCAUCAGUUUCUCCCUCUCUGAUCAGUUUGUAGAAAAGUACAUAGAGCCUGGAAAUCACAACAGUGGCACGGAUUUGAAUCGGACUUACCUGUGGCGAUUGCAGUUUAUCCUGCCCUUUGUCAGCAUCGGCCUCAUGUGCUUUGGGGCUCUGAUUGGGCUCUGUGCUUGUGCCUGUCGCAGCCUUUACCCGGCCAUUGCCACCGGAGUCCUGCAUUUCCUAGCAGGGCUGUGCACGCUGGGCCUUGUUGGCUGCUACGUAGCUGGGAUUGAGCUGCUCCAUAGGAAGCUGCCUCUGCCGGAGGAUGUGAGGGGUGAAUUCGGCUGGUCCUUCUGCCUCGCCUGUGUGUCAGCACCUUUGCAGUUCAUGGCAGCUGCUCUUUUCAUCUGGGCAGCUCGCACCAACAGGAAGGAAUUCACCCUCCUGAAAGCCUACCGUGUGGCAUAAGUGCUGCUACUGCAGUCUGGGCUUUCCAUGUCACAACCUCUUGUCCACCAGCCCUUACUACUCUUUUCUUUUAGUCAGAGUUUUAUCAUGUACUGCAUGCUUCUUGCCAGUCAAGACAAUUUAGCCUGCAGGCCCUGAAGACAAAGACCUCUGGGCUAAAUGACCAAAGCCUGCCAGAAGUCUGCAGAACUUGAACAGGUUUUUUAAUUGGGUUUUUUUAAGAAUUGUUAUUAUUUUUUAAGCUACGUUUGGUUGUUGACAGUGCCCCUUAGUUAGGUGUACAUGCCUCUUCCUAAUUUUAUUACCCUGUCAGCCUGGAGGAAAUAGAAGUGGGGUGGAAGAGAGACAAGAAGAGGUGCAGGUACGCAGGAAUAGGAACCUCAGUGCACAAAUAAUACCUAAUAAAGAGCUGUCUGCUGUGUGACUGAAGCAGGCAGUACCUACAGGGAGCAGCCAAGAGAGAUGAGGGAAUUCAGAAACCUCUGUUCUGGAAACACGGUAGCUAAAUCAGUCUGUAGCUGAGCUCUGGGUGUCCUAUCAUCACUAGUUUGCUUUGUUUUGUGGUUUUUCUGCCCAAAACUGCUGGAGGCAGAGCAGGCCCCUGUGGCAGUGCCUAUAAGCACACUCUCCUGAAGGGACACUCUACACUUGUUUCUGCCAAGGAGUGGGAUAAGAUGGCCCUCGUGGAGCUCUGUCCUGCUGUAGCUCCACUGCUUCCAGGACCAGUCUAGUUUGGUAUCUGCACUACAUGUGAUUGUGCACUCUAAUCUUAAUUUGUGGUGCUUUUGCUUGAUGUGGAAUAAGGCUUUCUUUUCUCUCGUUGAAAAUGACCUCCUCACAAGUUUUUUCGUUUUAAUUUGGUUUAGUGUAUGUGUGUAUAUAUACAUAUAUAAACUUAACUUUUUUUAAACCUCACUUGUUUUACCUGUAUAUCACACAACAGGGUUUUUUUAAAAGGUGCUGCUCUUUUCCCGUCUUGUUUAAAUUAAAUAAUUAUAAUAGUAAUAAUAAAGACUCGGAAAUUUUCAGCAUUGCAUGAAUCUGAUGGGAGGGUGAGGGAAUUAUCUAGAGUGGAUUUUACUUGGGGAAAGAAUAACCAGUGUCUAGAUCACUCUGUUUUCAUGGAAAUGUCACCAGAAACAAUGACCUUAGAUUGGAUUUUUUAAACUAAAUUCUUGAGCUCCUGCUAAUUUUAAAUUUUCUCCUCAUCAUUAGUGAUCACAACAUCCCAUAAUUUCUAAUUAGUUCAAAAAUGUUAUAUUUAUUCUAAAUUACUGUAAUUCUAGCCAGACUGGGUGACAUGUCAUAUCUAGAAAACAGUGUUCCAAGACUGAACUGCUUCAUUCUGAGGCCUUAACUCACCUUGUUUCCUUACUCCAGGCUUAAUAAAAGAAGUAUGCCUUAGGAGAAAUACUUCCUGACAAAACAAGUGAUGGCAAGGAUUCUGUGGGAUACUGGUUGAUGAGAAUGACACAGAAAGAGGCAUUUUUAUCUCAUGGCUGUUUUUCUAUUGUGCCUUCUUGCUUUUUUUUUUUUCCCAUAGGUGUUUCUACCCAAGCUAUGUUUGCUGGGUCAGCAAACAGCCCUAAUCAUGAUUUCCCCGAAGAUCAGGUAUAACUGCUUGUGUAAUUUCUUUUGGUUUUUCUUCUCAAGUGUGUGAUAGGGCUCUUCUGUUGUCAUCAUUGGAGCCUUUACAAAAAAAAACAAAACAAAACAAAGAUGAUCAUGAAAACCAGAAUCACUGAAAAAGCAGUGGCAGGCCAUUCAAGAUAAUCCUCUUUCUCCUGCUGUUGAGUAAUUUUUUAUUUUUCAUCCUUAAACAGCUUCUUUCCUUCCCUACAAUGUCUGGGGCCAGUUGUAACCUCGGGUGUGGUACUUUUGUGCAGUAUCUGAGAGUAAAUGAAAAUCUGUGCUGCCUGA
Cyanistes caeruleus (blue tit) is the source of this 2969-nucleotide messenger RNA. RefSeq names its product claudin domain containing 1 (gene CLDND1). Gene Ontology annotation, cellular component: membrane. The record is from RefSeq and is a predicted model, not a curated record. NCBI's taxonomy places the organism in Eukaryota, Metazoa, Chordata, Aves, Passeriformes, Paridae.